CGGGCAGGCGGGGGGCUGCGCGCGGCCCCCAGAUUCUGAAAAGGACUUAAUACUUGGAAUGAGAAUAUUGCCAUCAUGAGUCAACAAGGUUAUGUUGCAGCUCCUCCAUAUUCCCAAUCCCAGCCAGGAAUAGGAGGCUUUUCUGCAGGUUUUGGACCAUCUAAUUCUUCACUUCAUUUUGGGCAUUAUGGGGACCCUAACUCCUCAUACUCAGCACCUCAACCAGGUGUGUCGAAAUCAACUGUGCCUUUUGGAUCUUCAGCUCCUGUUGGGCCUCCACCACCUGGUACACAUCAAUUCAGCCAGACCAACUUCCAAAAUGGGCCCAAUACACCAGGGCAACAGCCACAUAGGUUUCAAGGCCCUCCACCUCCAAGCAAUGCAGGACCUUCCUAUCCUCCCUACAGUCAUCAGUCACAACCAGCCUACCCAAAUACUGCAUCCACUUCACCUACAGCACAACUUGCUAACCACCUCAACAGCAUGCAGAUAAAUAGCUAUGGUCCUGGCACUACUCCGAGCUCUCGCAUGUCUUCUGGACAUCCAGCAUCUUUUCAGGGUCCACAGCUACCACCACCAACCCAGCAGCAAAUCACUUUACCACCUGGAUCACAGGUUCGUCCACCAGCAAAUAAUGUUAACAGCCUUUGUGCUCAGCCAUCAUUGCCUCCUAUGGCCAGACAAGAUGGAAUCCCUGGACCUGUCCCCCCAACUCCUAACUUGCAACAGCUUUCAGGACAGCCUCCAGGGCCUGGAUAUCAUCCUCAGCAAGCAAACUAUGGUCCUCAAAUGGCAGGAUCUCAACUGUCUUAUCCUGGUGCUUUUCCUGGGGGGCCAGCACAGCUCCCUGGUCCACAGCAGAAGAAGCUUGAUCCUGAUUCUGUUCCAAGCCCAAUUCAAGUAAUUGAAAAUGAUAAGGCUUCUAGGGGAGGGCAGAUCUAUGCUACAAACACAAGAGGACAGGUUCCCCCUCUUGUCACCACAGACUGCGUAAUCCAAGACCAAGGCCACGCCAGCCCUCGUUAUAUCCGAUGUACUACCUACUGCUUCCCAUCGUCUUCAGAUAUGGCCAAACAGGCUCGCAUUCCACUGGCAGCUGUCAUCCAGCCUUUUGCUACUGUUCCACCAAAUGAGACACCUCUUUAUGUCGUGAACCAUGGUGAGACUGGACCAAUCCGAUGCAACCGGUGCAAAGCUUAUAUGUGUCCCUUCAUGCAGUUUAUUGAAGGUGGACGAAGAUAUCAGUGUGGAUUUUGCAAUUGUAUAAAUGAGGUCCCUCCAUUCUUCUUUCAACAUCUGGACCACAUUGGCCGACGGGUAGACCACUAUGAAAGGCCUGAGCUAUCUCUGGGAUCUUAUGAAUAUGUUGCUACUUUGGAUUAUUGCCGAAACAACAAGCCUCCAAAGCCACCAGCUUAUAUCUUCAUGAUUGAUGUAUCGUACAGAAACAUAAACAGUGGCCUAGUUAAACUCAUAUGUGAUGAACUGAAGACUCUGCUAGAUAAACUUCCAAGAGAAGAGCAAGAAGAAUCCUCAGCAAUUCGAGUUGGUUUUGUCACUUAUAACAAGGCCCUCCACUUCUUUAAUGUAAAAAGCAGCUUAGCUCAGCCUCAGAUGAUGGUGGUCUCAGAUGUUGGAGAAGUUUUUGUUCCUUUGCUGGAUGGUUUCCUUGUAAACUUUCAGGAAUCACGAUCUGUUGUUAUCAACUUGUUGGACCAGAUUCCAGAGAUGUUUGCGGACACUAACGAGAGUGAGACCAUCUUCGCUCCUGUUAUCCAGGCUGGCAUGGAGGCACUAAAGGCUGCAGAAUGUGCUGGAAAAUUAUUUAUCUUCCAUUCUUCAUUGCCAACUGCGGAAGCACCAGGGAAGCUGAGAAACAGAGAUGACAAAAAACUACUCAAUACAGAUAAAGAAAAGACACUCUUCCAGCCCCAGGUGAAUUCUUACGAGGCCUUAGCCAGGGAUUGUGUGGCUAAUGGCUGCUGCGUGAAUUUGUUCCUCUUCCCAAAUCAGUAUGUGGACGUAGCCUCCAUGGGUCUUGUCACAAUGUACACUGGAGGAACGUUGUACAAGUACAGCAAUUUCCAGCUCGAUGCUGACAGCCCCCAGUUCUUGAGCGACCUCAGGAAGGACAUAGAAAAAAAGACCGGAUUUGAUGCAAUAAUGAGGGUUCGGACAAGUACAGGCUUCAGGGCUACAGACUUCUUUGGUGCCAUUUACAUGAACAACACCACAGAUGUAGAGAUGGCAGCAGUUGACUGUGACAAGGCAGUGACAGUGGAGUUCAAACAUGAUGACAAACUGAAUGAAGACAGUGGAGCCUUAAUUCAGUGUGCCGUCCUUUACACAUCAAUAAGCGGGCAAAGACGACUUCGCAUACACAAUAUAGGUUUAAAUUGUAGCUCCCAGUUAGCUGAUGUCUACAAGACUUGCGAGACUGAUGCACUUAUCAACUUCUUCGCUAAGUCAGCUUUUAAAGCCAUUCUAAGCCAACCACUGAAGGCAGUCAGAGACAUCCUGGUGAACCAGACAGCUCACAUGCUGGCGUGUUACAGGAAGAACUGUGCCAGCCCGUCGGCAGUAAGCCAGCUCAUCCUUCCGGAUGCAAUGAAGGUGCUGCCAGUGUACAUGAACUGCCUGCUGAAGAGCUGCGUGCUGGUUGGCAGACCGGAAAUUCCAACUGACGAGCGAGCUUACCAUCGGCAGCUGGUCAUGUCUAUGGGGGUAGCUGACACGCAGUUCUUCUUCUAUCCCCAGCUUCUGCCAAUUCACAGCCUGGAUCUGAAGAGUGAUGCUGUCCCAGCUGCCGUCCGCUGCUCUGAGGAACGUCUCUCCGAAGGAGGGGCCUUCCUUCUGGCCAACGGUCUGAGUAUGUUCCUAUGGCUGGGAGUCAGCGCGCCCCCGGAGCUCAUCCAAGGGCUUUUCAACGUGCCAUCCUUUGCACACAUCAGCACGGAGGCUACAUCGCUGCCUGACCUGGACAAUCCAUUUUCUAAGAAACUUAAGUCACUUCUGGAGCAUAUCCAGAGCCAAAAGCCCUACACUAUGAAGCUGAUUAUAGUGAAACAACGGGAGCAGCCAGAGAUGCUUUUCCGACAGUUCCUUGUAGAAGACAAGAGUAUUUAUGGAGGCGCUUCUUACGUGGAUUUCUUAUGCUGUGUUCACAAAGAGAUCUGCCAACUGCUCAGUUAAGGAAACUCAAGUACAAUUUGUCAGUUUCUUUUUGAUUGUGCAAGAGGGACAGGCACUGGUGCCUGAAGGCUGGCCCACAGCUCCGCUGCACCUGGGCAUUCUGCUGUGCUUUAGUGAACCUUUUCUGUCCUCUUUUUGUACAGUUUCAUUUCAUACAAGCUCUCACUGAGUAUUUCGCUUACUUACUAAGCUCUAGAAUAAGAAAUUCUGCACUCAGGUAUUAAUCUUGUGGGAGUCCUGACUCUUUCUCUAAGUUGAACUGCCAGAUUUCAAACUGUCAACGCUUAAGAGCAUAUGGUAUGCAUUUAUUAAAAUAUAAAAUUUAGAAAACUUUUUAAUUAUUCCUUUUGCUAGUCAUAAGUAAGUAAGUAAGUCAAGUCGUACGAGAGCCAGGAAAGAUGCUAAAAAUCUAUACUGAAGAGGAAAAAAAAAUACAAAACACUGCUUUUUCUAAGUGAGGGCAUAGAGUUGAAUCAGAUUUGCAGUAAUCAUGUAGUUCAAUCUAAGUACUUCAAAGUCUUUCAUGUAAAGCUAAUGAAAAAAAAAAAAAAUCCCCUUUUUCCUGGAAGGGACAAGCAUUACUUCCUACAGAAACAGGGCUCUGGGUAACCUGUCACACCCAGGGUUAUCCAGGACACAAAAAUGUCUCCAUUUAUAACUGGACUUGAGUAAAUUUAACAGCAGUGGACCACAGGAAGAACAGUAAUCAAACAAUCCUUUUGCUAAGUUUGGCAGAUAUUGCCAUACAAUUCUCUAGUCUUAAGGGCAGCAAUUAAUUUAGCAUACUAUUUAAUUACAUUUUCAAGAUUAAACAUGUUAGGUUUUAUUUAGUACAUUUACUAACUGGAAUAUUCCCAAUAUAACUUAGAUUAGAUAGAUAGAUAAACAUCUGUCCCUCAAAAUUUCCGUGGCAGGUCAACUGUAAGGCAGUUGACACAUUAACCAAAGGUUAUUUGUGGUGCUAUAAAAAGAAAGCCUCUUGUUUAAUACCAGUUCUAUUACAGUGACCUCCUCUCACAUGACUGAUUUAUUCAACAGUCACUGCUUUGAAAAAUAAGCCUUUGCUAAUAUCAAUAUUUAAGGUAGAAUUUAGAAAUCCAGAGUCUUUGGAAGAGCUGUUUACCUCAGAUACAAACAGACCGAUGAAGUAUCUUUAGGACCAAUGCCUCUGCAUGUGAGGUUUGAACCUUUCCAAACUUGAAAAGCUAUUGUUACAAAAAACAGUGUUUCACAGAAAGCAAAAAACCCUCAGAAGUAAGGAUAAGAGUUGGGCCUCAUUAAAAAAAAAGUGCCUUUAAACAUGUUAGUGUUGCUACUUAGUGUUAAUCAUUUUCAUAUCCAAGCUAAGCAGUCAAGAUGCAUGGUUUUUGGCUUGACAGCUUAUCAAAACACUUGUAUCCUUGUGUAUUGACUGAGAGCUCUUAUAAAAUAAGUGGCUAUAUUACAGAAGGAUCCUCAAACUGAAUUCAGCUGCCAAGACAGGCACUUUUUAGCUGAAGACAUUACCCUGUACAAAGUAUUUGUUUCCAUUCCCAGUAAGUGUACUUUGUAAAAUGACACCAGCAACUCUGUGUGUAUGAAAUGAGCAAUUAUUAAAUAUAAUCAUCACGUGUGUGUUUAUUCUUUCAUAUACUAAGUACUCUAAGGUUUUUAUGCCAAAAAGCUA
This is a messenger RNA of Gavia stellata (red-throated loon), 4858 nucleotides long. It is a transcript of the gene SEC24D, whose product is annotated as SEC24 homolog D, COPII coat complex component. The coding region runs from base 76 to 3192 and encodes 1038 amino acids. Gene Ontology annotation, biological process: endoplasmic reticulum to Golgi vesicle-mediated transport; COPII-coated vesicle cargo loading; intracellular protein transport. Gene Ontology annotation, cellular component: endoplasmic reticulum exit site; COPII vesicle coat. The transcript is spliced from 23 exons. Gene Ontology annotation, molecular function: SNARE binding; zinc ion binding. Lineage: Eukaryota; Metazoa; Chordata; Aves; Gaviiformes; Gaviidae. The record is from RefSeq and is a predicted model, not a curated record.